Molecule: messenger RNA, 2517 nt
Organism: Chionomys nivalis (European snow vole)
Lineage: Eukaryota; Metazoa; Chordata; Mammalia; Rodentia; Cricetidae
Gene: Camk1g
Product: calcium/calmodulin dependent protein kinase IG
Exons: 14
Coding region: 242-1681 (479 amino acids)
Biological process (GO): peptidyl-serine phosphorylation
Cellular component (GO): intracellular anatomical structure
Molecular function (GO): ATP binding; calmodulin binding; calcium/calmodulin-dependent protein kinase activity
Source: RefSeq, a predicted model, not a curated record
ACUUUUACUCCCCUUUAAGGCUGCCUGGUUACGGUCCUGGGAAAGAAAACCCCUGCAUUCCUCCCCUUUAACUGGGUUUAUUGUUAAAGCUCCGGGCAGCUAAUCCUCACAGACCUGUAGGAGCAGGCUUGCUGACCAAGACCACGUCUGGAGCACCCUCAUUCUGAGUCCCUGGCCCCUGCCAAUCUCUCCUGGCUCAUGUGGUCUUAAGGCUUCCCAAGCAGCUUCAACUCUGGAGGGGAUGGGGCGAAAGGAGGAGGAGGAGGACGACGACUGUGGUUCCUGGAAGAAACAGACCACCAAUAUCAGGAAAACCUUCAUAUUCAUGGAAGUGCUGGGAUCAGGAGCCUUCUCAGAGGUGUUCCUGGUGAAGCAGAGAGUGACUGGGAAACUUUUUGCCCUGAAGUGCAUCAAGAAGUCACCGGCCUUCCGGGACAGUAGCCUAGAGAACGAGAUUGCUGUGUUGAAAAGGAUCAAGCACGAGAACAUCGUGACCCUGGAGGACAUCUACGAGAGCACCACCCACUACUACCUGGUCAUGCAGCUUGUUUCUGGGGGUGAGCUUUUUGACCGGAUCCUGGAGCGUGGUGUCUACACAGAGAAAGAUGCCAGCCUGGUCAUCCAGCAGGUCUUGUCGGCAGUGAAAUACCUCCAUGAGAAUGGCAUCGUCCACAGAGACCUCAAGCCCGAGAACCUGCUGUACCUCACCCCUGAGGAGAACUCCAAGAUCAUGAUCACUGACUUCGGACUAUCUAAGAUGGAGCAGAAUGGAGUCAUGUCCACAGCCUGUGGGACCCCAGGCUACGUGGCUCCAGAAGUGCUGGCUCAGAAGCCCUACAGUAAGGCUGUGGACUGCUGGUCCAUCGGUGUCAUCACGUACAUACUGUUGUGUGGGUAUCCUCCUUUCUAUGAAGAAACGGAAUCAAAACUUUUUGAGAAGAUCAAAGAAGGCUACUAUGAGUUUGAGUCUCCGUUCUGGGAUGACAUUUCUGAGUCAGCCAAGGAUUUCAUUUGCCAUCUGCUGGAGAAGGACCCAAAUGAACGGUACACCUGCGAGAAGGCCCUAAGGCACCCCUGGAUUGACGGGAACACGGCCCUGCACCGGGACAUCUACCCAUCUGUCAGCCUCCAGAUUCAGAAGAACUUUGCCAAGAGCAAAUGGAGGCAAGCCUUCAACGCGGCCGCAGUGGUACACCACAUGAGGAAACUGCACAUGAACCUGCACGGCCCCAGUGUCCGCCCAGAGGUGGAGAACAGGCCGCCUGUAUCCCCAGCUCCUGAAGUCUCCAGAACAAGCUCCCAUGACAGUACCAUCACAGAGGCCCCCAUCCUGGACCCAAGCACACCCCUUCCUGCACUGACCCGACUGCCCUGCCUGCACAGCUCCCGGCCUUCAGCUCCUGGUGGCCGCUCACUCAACUGCCUGGUCAAUGGCUCCCUACGCAUCAGCAGUAGCCUGGUGCCCAUGCAGCAGGGCCCCCUAGCCACUGGGCCCUGCGGCUGCUGCUCCAGCUGUCUAAAUAUCGGGAACAAGGGGAAGUCCUCCUACUGCUCCGAGCCCACCCUCUUCAGAAAGGCCAACAAAAAACAGAACUUCAAGUCGGAGGUCAUGGUACCAGUGAAAGCGGGUGGCAACUCCCACUGCCGGGCGGGGCAAACGGGGGUGUGUCUCAUCAUGUGAUCCCAGGAGACCAUGAGGUUUUUAGGAGUCUUGUCUGACUCUCCCCUGCCUUUCUAAGCUGGCAUCUGCCCGGAGGAGGACGGAGAGCAGUGGAGCCAGGAUGGCGGGAGCAGCGUCUGGUUUGAAACAGUAGCCUGAUGCUGCCUGGGGCAGACUCUCAGAGGAAGUCACAGAGGAGCCCCAAGGCAUGGACAUUCCCUGAGACCAGGGGCAGGAUGGUGGCAUCCCAACCUCCAGGUCUCCCAGCCUUCCCAUCCCACAUCCCCUCAUCCUGCGUGCAGUGGCCCUGUGCAGUGUCCCUAGAUAGCGCUCAUCUGGGUCUGUGUUGUUUGUUGUGAAAAGCUUAUGGGCUGGCCAGGCUGUGCCACUUCCUCCGAGCAAAGCCAUAAGGAGUCUGACUCCGACUCCCUGCUCUGCAUCCUCACUCCUGCCCCUCUGGCAGUGCAGCCAGACUGGGCUCAUUACCAUAGUACCUGCCUCUUCGCAUGAAUGCCAGGCUGCUCCCAGAGGCCUGGGGGCACUCACCACUCUAGGCCUUCCGUCCAGGACUAGCUUCCCACUGCGCAGAGACUCAGAACGCUUCAGAGUUCUCCCUGCCUCUGAAGCACGGCAGUGCCCAUCCUCCACUGUGGAGGAGAGAAAGCCAAGACCAUGGACUGUGAGCUCUUCUCUCCCAGCCGCACACCUCACACACCACUAAGGAAGAAUUAGGGGAACUGUUUUCAUGUCUGCCAGGUCACCUGUCUUGGCUUCCUCUUCUCCCCUGAAAGUCAGAUGCAUCGUUCUGUCUGUCUGUGUUUCUUGCCGUCACACCCUCAAGCUUUAUGCUCUGUGUU